AUGGCGUUAACCAAGGAUCAAGUUACGAAAUCGAAGUUGAGACUGGACUCCGUCCGAUACCCUCCUGAGAUCGGCGAAGACCUCUACAUGGCUUCACCCGAAGUAACCCAUCAGCUUCACUGUCUAAACUUUCUACGUAAAGCAACAUACGGAGAAUACUACAAAGACAAAUCUGGAGAAUGGACUGAUAGCCCCGCUACGACCCGAAUCCACCUGGAUCACUGCAUUGAGAUGCUUCGCCAAGUUCUCAUGUGCAACGCGGACGCGGGGGUCCUCACUAUGAACUGGGUUGAAUCGCAUUCACAACCGUACCCCAACUUUAACACAUGGCACAAGUGUCGCAAUUUUGACAGCGUCAUGGACUGGGUGCGUGGUUCGGCUCUUCAGCUCGAAAAUUCGGAAAACGCGACCGUUUGGCCGCAAGUUCCAGGUUCUGUUGUUCUUGCUAGACCACCGUAG
Zasmidium cellare ATCC 36951 is the source of this 459-nucleotide messenger RNA. RefSeq lists its product as uncharacterized. NCBI's taxonomy places the organism in Eukaryota, Fungi, Ascomycota, Dothideomycetes, Mycosphaerellales, Mycosphaerellaceae. Gene Ontology annotation, biological process: mycotoxin biosynthetic process. The transcript is spliced from 4 exons. The record is from RefSeq and is a predicted model, not a curated record. The coding region runs from base 1 to 459 and encodes 152 amino acids.